CCAUAGUAGUUGUGUACGUUUGUCGGUUAAAUAAUGACCGUUUACAUUUUAUUAUAACAAACGCGUACAAUAUGUAUACACUUAUAAAUAUUUGUGUGUUGUAUGAUACACAAUAAUAUACAGGUGAACAGAAGUGCACAGAUAUCUCGUCUCAAGAAAAUUGCCCAUCAAUAAUCUCGUCGGGGCAGUCGUAUACUAGUGCCAGCAGUACGUUACUGCCGGAUUUGUAGGCUGUCGCCGUUCAAUAAUAAAUACCUAAUAUUGUACGUUAUAAUGUCAUACAGCGGUGUCCCGUGACGCGUUCACGCAGGUCAGCUACAUUUUUAAUAAUAUUUUAACCUACUGAACAAAGGUAUACAAGCAGGCUACACCGCGUACGGCCCCGAACAUCAUCAUGACCGCGGAUACCGACACUGACGAUUGCGAUGCGACCCAAUCACCGCCGACGGGCCUGAUGCGCGACAUAUUCCGGUCGGUUAAUAGUUUGAUGCCGGUUCCAUUCACUGGUUGCCGGAUCCACAUGCUUGCCAAGGCUGAACGGCUGGGGUGGCCGAUCACGACGGUGUUUAAGAUGGAUACGAACGGCCCCAAGCCAACCGGCGUGUGGGUGUCAGCUUUGUAUGAAAUGGCACAGUGGCGGGGCCUGACAGCGUCCGCCAUGACAGACCUGCACCCCAAGUCGGGCAGAUGGAACUUCGAGGCGAUCAGCCGGUUGGAAACCGGUGACAACUGGCUGGACGCAUCCUUGACCGGACAGGUGUGCGGAUGGAGCCAUCCGGUUAAGUUACAUGUCAACAUAGACUAUUGGUUUCCGACCAGGACGCUAUCCUUAUCCAUCGACCCCCUGUUCAAGCACUGUGCCUUCCAAGUCUUGCAAUCAAUAACGGAUCGGCUGUCGCUGGGCGUAAAUCUGGCGUUUAAAAGGGACAUCACGUGCGGCUUCAGUGAGUCUCAGUUACGGCCAAAUCUGGUGGCCAAGUAUGCCGGGCCCAAUUACUUGGUCAGCGGUAGAUUGAAGACAACAAGCUGGGCCACUAAGCUGGCUUUCUAUCAUCAUUGCACCGACUGGCUGCAAACGGGCACCAUGGUCGAACUGAACCCGGCCAGCUCGGUGGUUACUACCCGGUUGGCGUUUCGCAUUCUGUCCGACACGUCCGUUUUUCGGGCGGCUAUCGACACAAACGGCAUCGUCAGUAGCCUGUGGGAGAAGCGGCUGGGCGAUCGGAUGGCUGUGUCGUUGAGUACGUUCCUGAACCACGCGGUGGAGGACCACUACGGAGUGGGCAUAGGUCUGUCAUUCGAAUAACAUAUAAUGAAAUGAUCAUUAUCGUCCGCAUUCACGCCCAUACAUUGUUGUACGGUUUAUGGUCAUUUUGUCGUUGUUACCAUUACAAUUGAAUUAGAUAUUAAUAAAAUAUGUAUUUAAUAUAA
Molecule: messenger RNA, 1431 nt
Organism: Acyrthosiphon pisum (pea aphid)
Lineage: Eukaryota; Metazoa; Arthropoda; Insecta; Hemiptera; Aphididae
Exons: 2
Coding region: 395-1306 (303 amino acids)
Biological process (GO): protein import into mitochondrial matrix
Cellular component (GO): mitochondrial outer membrane
Molecular function (GO): transmembrane protein transporter activity
Source: RefSeq, a predicted model, not a curated record